This is a messenger RNA of Chaetomium globosum CBS 148.51, 987 nucleotides long. RefSeq lists its product as uncharacterized. Bases 1 to 987 code for a protein of 328 amino acids. The record is from RefSeq and is a predicted model, not a curated record. The transcript is spliced from 4 exons. Lineage: Eukaryota; Fungi; Ascomycota; Sordariomycetes; Sordariales; Chaetomiaceae.
AUGGAUGUCCUGCAUGCCAUCUGCGCCAUUUCCAGGAGCCGGGUUGAUGGUCUGAUGGUUUAUAGUAGUUGUCGUGUGCGCCACCCGACGCGGCAACGGCUGGAGGCGCGGCGAGCAACCAAGCGCGAAACGCGAGGGCUGGUGCUGGCUUUGCGCCAGGAUCACCAAUCUCAACCCCAGAGCCGGCCGCCGAGGCCGAGCACGGCAUCGUCGUCAAGUUCUCCAGAAUUGGGGAAUAAUAAGCUCAAGCCACCUGCAUUUUUGUUGCUUACACUACCGAGACGCGGGGAUGCCCGUUACUGGAGCACAGAACCAUUGAAGCUCGGUACCGAGCUACUGAUUGAGGAUGUGCUGGACUGCUGGAGUGACAUGCAGGUUGCAAAUCCGUGCCUGCGUGGGAAAAGUCUCGAGUGGUGCCCACUUGAGCCACUGUUCGUGGAGAACGCCUUGCUGAGCUCAUGGUUCCCCAACCGAGCCGAGCACCCCCACCUUGAUUGCCCGGCCGGCUUUGAGCGUUCCGAACAGCAUCUCGCACUCGGCUCCCUUCUCAAUCCCAUCCUAUCCCUCGGGCGACUGCUAUGUAAUUCUCGAGCGAUGCGCCCCGAGCUUCGGCAGCAUGACGGAUGCCAAGCGCCAAGAGUGCCACAGCCGAUGGCGAUGGUGUUGCCGUCCAAGCUCCUUCACACCAGCCCAGCCCCCCAGAAUCAAAUCAUGCCCGUGCGGCAAACACUCGCCAAAACCAUCCCUGACGGCGAAAUCGGGAAAUCGAGACUGCAACCCAAAUCUUUCACAAUGGCUGCCAUCAACCUCUCCCUCGUCGCUCGCGACAGCUUUGCCCAGCUCGCCAAGCGCAGCGACUGGCCCCGCGAGAACGCCGGUGUCAUGGUCGUGUUCUGCGUCGUCUUUGUCGUUGCCGUCGGCCUUCUCGCCCUCUUCAUCUACAAGAAGAUGCUGGCCCGCCGCGAGAAGCGCCAAUCAACCGUCUAA